Messenger RNA from Echinostoma caproni, 672 nucleotides. The record is from the annotation of a GenBank genome assembly. NCBI's taxonomy places the organism in Eukaryota, Metazoa, Platyhelminthes, Trematoda, Plagiorchiida, Echinostomatidae.
AUGAGCGUGCCAGCAGCUGCUCCAGCGAAGAAGCCAAAGACUGCCAAGCCCAAGGCUCCAGCAUCGCACCCAUCUAUCAUUGGCAUGGUGAAGACGGCCGUCACCGCGGCCAAGGAUCGUAAAGGAACUUCUCUAUCCACGAUCAAGAGAUAUAUCGCCGUCAACUACAAGGCCGAUGUUGAUAGGCUCGGACCCCAUAUGCGUCGUGGAAUGGUACACGCUGUCAGGAAGGGUGUCCUGGUUCGCGUAGGCAAUAAAGGAAAAGGUGCCUCUGGAAGCUUCAAAUUGGACGAGAAGAAGGCGGCGAAACACAAACCUAAGGCGAUGACAAAGCCCAAGGCACCGAAGGUUAAUCAGACUGCGACCCCAAAAAAGCCGACAGUGGCCAAGAAACCCGGUAAGCCUACGGCCAAGACCCCGACAAAGCCUAAUGGUGUGAAGGCCAAGAAGGCGACGCCCAAAAAGCCAAAGAUAUCACUUCUGUUGUUCGUUCUUCAAGCGUUAAUACAUUUCUUUGUAAGAUUCAUGGGUUUGGGAGUGCACACAUCCAAAUGUGGGAUAUUUUCUACCCGCUCAGAACCUUCGGUCCAACGGAUGCUGAUCGACCGUGAUUUCAUCGAGUACACGCCAUCGUACGUAUACACAGACUCCACCUAUAUCCCGAAUGGCUAA